This is a messenger RNA of Homarus americanus (American lobster), 888 nucleotides long. Its product is annotated as mucin-2-like. NCBI's taxonomy places the organism in Eukaryota, Metazoa, Arthropoda, Malacostraca, Decapoda, Nephropidae. The record is from RefSeq and is a predicted model, not a curated record. The transcript has a single exon. Bases 1 to 888 code for a protein of 295 amino acids.
AUGACCACAGCGGCCACCACGCACUCGACCGGCGGCACCGCUCGACCGACGCACCCGCGCCUCACGACCGACGGCACACCGCACCGUGCUGCCGCACUACGACACGGACACCACCGCACCGUGCUACCCCCUCCUCCGAUGACACCCACCAGCACACGUGCUACCGCUUCACGACACGACGGCACUGCCGCGCCCGUGCCCCACCCACGUGCACCACCGGCACCACCGCCGUGCUACCCCUCUGACACGGCGACACCACCGCUGCUCUGCCUCGACGAUCCCCCGCACGGCGACACAACCGCACCCAGUACUUCCCACUACGACACGGCGGCCACCACCGCACCGUGCUACCCCUCGACCGGCGACACCACCGCACCGUGCUGCCCCACUACGAUGCAGCGACACCACCGCACCGUGCACUGCACUACGACCACGGCGACACCACCGCUGCGUGCUGCCCUGACCACGGCACCACCGCACCGUGCUACACUCACGACGGCACCACCGCACCCGUGCUACCCCUCGACCGUGGCACCACCCGCAGCGUGCUACCCCACUCGACACGAACCACCCGCACCACGUGCUACCCCACCUCGACCUGACACCUGCCUGCGUGCUACCCCACUGACACGGCGACACCACCCGCACCACGUGCUGCCCCCACUCACGACCCGGCGGCACCACCGCGCCGUGCUGCCUCGACCACGGCGGCACCACCCGCACCACGUGCUACCCCACUACGACCGCGACGGCACCACCGCUGCGUGCUACCCUGCGCGGCACCCCCACCACGCGCACCCCCACUACGACACGACGGCACCACCCGCACCACGUGCUACCCCACUACGACCACGACGACACCACCCGCACCGGUACUUUGACCGAUGA